Molecule: messenger RNA, 1263 nt
Organism: Helianthus annuus (common sunflower)
Lineage: Eukaryota; Viridiplantae; Streptophyta; Magnoliopsida; Asterales; Asteraceae
Product: probable diphthine methyl ester synthase
Exons: 7
Coding region: 250-1068 (272 amino acids)
Biological process (GO): protein histidyl modification to diphthamide
Molecular function (GO): diphthine synthase activity
Source: RefSeq, a predicted model, not a curated record
AUAUAUGGGGUGUGGACCCAAAAUUUUGAAAUCAAUUUUCACACUUCUUCACAGUUCACGACUUCACGCUCACCAAAUAAACCCUAAAUUUCCUUCAUCGCCGGCCGCCGCUCAACCCUUCACAGUUCACUUCAGUCGCCGCCGCUGCUCACCUUCAUCGCCGCUGACAGUUAAGGGGUUAUUAGGGUUUCAACCUCAGAAGCAUCAGCAACCAAACCAAACCACACGAAAGUUGCAGCGGAGAGAGAGAUGUUGUACAUAAUCGGACUGGGAUUGGGAGACGAAAAGGACAUAACUUUGCGAGGAUUAGAAGCCGUUAAAAAAUCCCAAAAAAUCUACAUCGAAUCAUACACUUCUCUUCUUUCUUUCGGCAUCUCCGAAGAUGGUAUCUCCACCCUGGAAAAAUUGUAUGGGAAGGCGCUUAUUGUUGCAGACAGGGAAAUGGUAGAGGAAAAGGUGGAUGAUAUGUUGUUGGAGGCUCGUGAGUUUGAUGUUGCCUUUCUCGUCGUUGGAGAUCCUUUUGGAGCCACAACACACAGUGAUCUAGUGGUACGCGCAAAGAAAAUGGACGUGGAAGUUAAGGUGAUAUAUAACGCGUCAGUGAUGAAUGCAGUUGGAGUAUGUGGCUUACAGCUUUACCGUUAUGGAGAGACUGUUUCUUUACCGUUCUUUACUGAAACGUGGAGGCCCGACAGUUUCUAUGAGAAAAUUCAGAAAAAUCGAGGGCUUGGACUACAUACUUUGUGUUUAUUAGAUAUACGUGUUAAAGAACCUUCACUGGAAUCCUUAUGCAGAGGGAAGAAGCAAUAUGAGCCUCCUAGUUUUAUGACAAUUGGUGUUGCUAUUGAUCAGCUCUUAGAGGUGGAACAACUACGUGGAGAAUCUGCUUACAAUGAAGACACGCUCUGUGUCGGUUUUGCACGGCUAGGAAGUGAGAAUCAGAUGGUGGUAGCGGGUUCAAUGAAACAGUUGAGGACGGUUGACUUUGGUCCACCUCUUCAUUGCCUCACAAUAGUUGGCAAAACUCAUCCUGUGGAAGAAGAAAUGCUUGAUUUCUAUAGAAGUUGAAACAAAAUAUUGAUACAAUACUUCAAAUUUUGCAGCUAAAUGUACUGACUAUUAGUUAUGUACCUUUGUAUGCUAUGUUGACUUUAUCUAUUUUGCUGUUUGGAAUGUUAUUUUGACAAUUUUUUUUGACUUUAUGCAGCAAGAUAUUAAAGAAUAGUAUUGUGUAUGCAAAUAUGCAAUAUGAUGUUUUAUAUA